AUGAAGUUCUGUACCAUCCUCGCCGCUCUAGGCGCUCUUUCAACCUCCAACGCGUUGCUCACGGUCAAGAACAAUGACUUCAACACCACAAUCACGAAUACAACCCAUCACCAACCUCACACUGUCAAUGUUACCAAUGGAGCUCAGAAUAUCUAUAACAAAUAUGCAUUCUGCGAAGUUGAUGGCAUAAUCUCGUACGGCAAAAAUUUAUCUCUGCACUUUUCAGUCUACCUGCCAGAUGCGUUGUCCUAUAAUGGUCGCUUCAUAGCUGUCGGAAAUGGCGGUAUGGCUGGAACAUUAGAUACAGUAGCUCUAAUGCAGCAACUGAAUUCUGGCUUUGCGUCUGCUGCUGGCGACGCAGGUCAUCUUGCCAGUCUAAAUAAUGCGGGUUCUGGAGCUCCUGACACUUACCUACCCUACUUGCACAAUGCAGACGAAGUACAAGCGUGGAUUCACAAUGCCAUCUCCCUCUUCGUGCCAUCGGCAAAAGACAUCAUCAAAGCUUACUACAACAAAGCAGCAGAAUAUAGCUACUACAUAGGUUGCUCGACUGGAGGAGCACAAGGCUUUGCUUUGGCUCAAUAUCAUCCUGAGCUUUUCGAUGGAAUCAUUGCUGGGUGUCCUGGGAACUGGUACUCACAUCUUGCGCUCUCCUUCCUGUGGAAUGCACAGCAUGCAAUUGUGAAUACAUCAUCCUAUCUCUCGCAGGCGGUGCUGAACUUUACUGGUCAAGCAGUGCUUGAAGCCUGCGAUGCCAACGAUGGUGUCAGAGAUGGAGUGAUCGAAAACCCUCUGGACUGUGACUUUUCUAUUGACUCGUUGGCUUGCAAUGCCACCACAGUCUCUCUCAGCAACAGCAGCAUAUCCUGUCUCACGACUGAUCAAAUCACCGCUGCAAAAGCUAUCUACGCAGGCCCCAAGAACGCACAAACCGGAGAAGCGUUAUAUCCGGGUUUCGCCCAUGGCUCAGAGAUCCAAUGGAUACUUCAAGAGGGCGAUCUCGCUGAUGCCUUCUCCAUCCCGAUUCUGCAAAACCUGGUCUACGACAAUCUGACUUACGACGCAAGCACCUUCAAUUGGGCAAGUGACGUGACCACCCUCAACGCCAACGCAGGAGCCAAAAUCGACGCUAUAAGCACCAACUUGACUGCUUUCCGCAACAGAGGCGGCAAGCUCCUGGUCUACCAAGGCUGGUCAGAUCCACUCAACGCACAACUCUGGCCACUACAACAUUACGAAGACGUGCAGUCGUUUUUCGGCACCGACAUCUCGGACUUUUAUAAUGUGUUCAUGGUGCCUGGGGGUGGACAUUGCGGUGCUGCGAGCUUCUACCCUCAGGUGCCUGCGACGUAUCAUACUGUUCCUGCAUUGGUGAAUUGGGUGGAGAGAGGGCAGAAGCCGGAGGAAGUGUUGACUACUGAUCCAGCGGAUGGAGACACAAGGAGUAGGAAGCUGUGUGCUUGGCCGAAGAUAGCCGCGUAUGUGCAAGGUGAUGUCGAUGAUUGGACGUCAUAUGUUUGUGAAUAA
Messenger RNA from Aureobasidium melanogenum CBS 110374, 1527 nucleotides. RefSeq names its product tannase and feruloyl esterase. Lineage: Eukaryota; Fungi; Ascomycota; Dothideomycetes; Dothideales; Saccotheciaceae. Bases 1 to 1527 code for a protein of 508 amino acids. The transcript has 2 exons. The record is from RefSeq and is a predicted model, not a curated record.